Molecule: messenger RNA, 2697 nt
Organism: Notolabrus celidotus (New Zealand spotty)
Lineage: Eukaryota; Metazoa; Chordata; Actinopteri; Labriformes; Labridae
Gene: slc7a6
Product: solute carrier family 7 member 6
Exons: 10
Coding region: 212-1699 (495 amino acids)
Biological process (GO): amino acid transmembrane transport
Cellular component (GO): membrane
Molecular function (GO): L-amino acid transmembrane transporter activity
Source: RefSeq, a predicted model, not a curated record
AUGCGGCUCAGCAGCGUCACGUGACGUCACCUCUGAGCAGCCAGUUGUUUACGGGCUGCUGAUGGUUCGUGGAUGGACACCGUGCUGGCAGGCUGUCAAAACCACACAGACAGGAGGACAAACAGCACAGGUUGUUGCCAGAGAGGGACACGGGCUUGUAGUGUCAACAGCCGGUCCUUAGUUCCUCCUGGAUCGCCCGUAGACGACCACCAUGGCCGACCACGAAGACUCAAAGAAGAUGAACGGAAGUGCUGGAAACUCAUCCCAACACUCCGAGCCGCCCAAAGAGAGCAUGCAGCUCAAGAAGGAGAUCUCGCUGCUGAACGGAGUCAGCCUUAUCGUAGGAAACAUGAUUGGCUCUGGCAUCUUCGUCUCCCCAAAGGGUGUCCUGAUCUACAGCGCCUCCUACGGGCUGUCGCUCGUCAUCUGGGCCAUUGGGGGCUUGUUCUCUGUGGUUGGGGCCCUGUGCUAUGCUGAGCUGGGCACCACCAUCACCAAAUCAGGUGCGUCUUACGCAUACAUCCUUGAGUCGUUCGGUGGCUUCAUUGCAUUCAUUCGUCUGUGGACGUCUUUGUUGAUAAUUGAGCCCACCAGCCAAGCGGUCAUCGCAAUCACAUUUGCAAACUACCUGGUGCAGCCACUCUUCCCCACGUGUGAACCCCCGUAUACUGCGGCAAGGCUCAUCGCUGCAGCCUGCAUAUGUUUACUGACAUUCAUUAACUCUGCCUAUGUAAAGUGGGGCACCCGCGUACAGGACAUAUUCACCUACGCCAAGGUGGCAGCUCUCAUUGUCAUCAUCAUAACUGGUCUCAUCAAACUGUGCCAGGGUUAUACCAAAAACUUUGAAUCAUCUUUUCAGGGAUCGUCGACAGAUCCAGGUGACAUCGCUCUGGCACUCUACUCUGCUCUUUUUUCCUACUCAGGUUGGGACACCCUUAACUUUGUUACAGAGGAGAUCAAGAAUCCUGAAAGAAACCUGCCGCUAGCCAUUGCCAUCUCUAUGCCCAUCGUCACCGUCAUCUACAUCCUAACCAAUGUGGCCUACUAUGCUGUUCUGGAUGUUAGUGCCAUACUGGCCAGUGACGCAGUGGCAGUGACUUUUGCAGAUCACACUCUUGGUGUGAUGAGCUGGAUCAUCCCUAUCGCUGUGGCUCUGUCCUGCUACGGAGGCCUCAACGCCUCUAUUAUUGCUGCAUCCAGGUUGUUCUUCGUUGGUUCUCGUGAGGGUCACCUUCCAGAUGCUCUUUCCAUGAUCCAUAUUCAGAGAUUCACUCCCAUCCCUGCUCUGAUAUUCAAUUGUGUGAUGUCACUGAUCUACCUCACAGUGGAGGACGUCUUCCAGCUCAUCAACUACUACAGCUUUAGUUACUGGUUCUUCAUGGGUCUGUCCAUUGCCGGACAGAUCUACCUCCGCUGGAAGGAGCCAGACAGACCCAGACCACUCAAGCUUACGUUGCUGUACCCCGUGAUUUUCUGCAUGUGUACGAUCUUCCUGGUGGCCGUCCCCCUCUACAGUGACACCAUCAAUUCUCUGAUUGGCAUCGGCAUUGCCUUGUCGGGGGUUCCUGUCUACUUCCUGGGUGUCCACCUGCCAGAGUCCAAACGACCGCCUAUCAUCACCAAGCUGCUGCGUUCUCUGACUCACUUCACUCAGUUCAGCUGCUUCUGUGUGCUCACAGAGUUGGACAAAAGUGAAUAAAAUUCUGCACGUUUGCUAACUUUACCCAGAAGUCUCUGCGUCCUCACAGCUGACAGUCACAGGGACCUUACCAGCAAUGAAUCUGUGAAAAACUCUCUUUUUGUACUGUAACUCACAUGUUUACAGCACUGAAAUGCUGCCAUAAAAUGAACACAGUCAAUGCAGACUUACCCUGGAACUCAAGGACAUUCAGCUUUAAGCAUCAAGUACUGUUAGACUCCAUAUUGUAGAUUCUGUUUGAUUUAUUCAUCACACUAUUUAAUGACCUCUAGUAUUAAGAAAUUGCCUUUUUGUUUAACAUUUAAUUGUACAUAUGUUUGUAAAUAAAACGUGCCUGUGAGAUUUUACAGGAGUGACAACCAAAUCAAACCGAUAUCAAUGCAAACAGUCUAUCAGACAUUUAACCCAUUCAGACAGAUAAUCUGUGCAGUGUGUUUGAUGUGUCUGAAACCUCUGAGGGUAUCUUGAAUACUGUCAUGUUGAAGUCUUGAAUGAGAAAGGGAAUAACAUAUCUGUUUGUCUGCUGCUAUAUGAAGACAGAGCAUCCUGAUGGUGUUGUUACAUUUAUGUAUAUCAUGUUCAGUGUCAUUGUCUGGCUGUUUUUUUUCUGCUCAAAUUCAGAUUAUUUCUUUUUUACUUUGUAUUUUUAACAACUUUUGUAAAUGUUUAAAGCACUUUGGCUGAGGUGGGUAAAUUGUCUAACACUGAGUGAGGCUGUAUGUUUGCUUUGAACUGUUUGGCACUAAAUCGCUUUACUCAGAGUCUUUACAACAUGCUGCGUUCAGGACACCGAAUGAUGUUCAAGCUCAGGUCAAACUAGAAGCUAAGCUAUCAAGUGUAGCUCUCCAUCUUUACACACAGUUGUUUUGCACAUCUUCUGUUCUUGUCUCAUGUAAAGGAUUCUUGUGUAAAAGAAUUCAAGUGUUUCUUGAGUGUGAAAAAUCCUAGCAGACAAUAGAAUAUUAAUUUUGCAAAAAAUAAAUUGAAUAACAAAUUUA